Papilio xuthus (Asian swallowtail) is the source of this 1072-nucleotide messenger RNA. RefSeq lists its product as uncharacterized. The transcript is spliced from 5 exons. Gene Ontology annotation, molecular function: 2-oxoglutarate-dependent dioxygenase activity. Lineage: Eukaryota; Metazoa; Arthropoda; Insecta; Lepidoptera; Papilionidae. The record is from RefSeq and is a predicted model, not a curated record. The coding region runs from base 90 to 1043 and encodes 317 amino acids.
UUAAAUUGAAAUUGAUUAGUUUGUAUUGGAUAUGUUAUUAAUAAAAUUAUAAAACAAAUACAAUAUUUACUCUUCUGUGAAAUGGCAUAAUGAGAAAGUCGGAUCCAUAUGUUUAUUACGUAAAAAAGCGUUUAAAAAAUGUACAAAUAAGUGGCUUACGAAAGGGGUUACGAUCAUCUACAUUGAAACAAAUUGAUUAUAUUUGUAACUUUGCAGAAGAAAACACAAUCAAUAAAACGCACAAAAGAAUCAUAAUUCCGAUAAUAAUCGUGGCGAUAUUAACUGUGGUUCUAAGUAGUAUUGUGCAAAAUAUAUUGACUGCUAGAUGUCUAGUACCUCUAAAUUACUUGAUGUGGGAAGCGACGCGUCCUCUCGCUGAUUGCGACUAUUGUGUGAACAUUACGAAACCUAUCAUACUACAAAAUGUAACUCGUGGCAGCUUCAAAAAACAUGCUUACACAUCAAAACCAAUUGUGAUAAAAAAUGUUAUUAACCACUGGAGAGCAAUAAAAUACUUCAAUUACUAUCUAUUUAAAAGACUUUAUGAACGCACAAUGGGAAGUUAUGAAUUAUUUGAAGAAGGUUGUCAAUUCCUUAACUUUAAAUCUGACCUUUUUUCUUUAAAAGAAGUCUUCAAUAUGCCUAAGGAAAGAGUAAGGAAUGAACAUGGUUAUAAACCUUGGUAUGUUGGAUGGGCAAACUGUCAUCCUGAUAUCAGAUCAAAAAUAAGGCAAUACUACAGUAUACCAGAAUUUUUACCUGAUGAUGCUGAGUUUCCAGAGACUGAAAAUAUAUUCUUUGGUUACGAGAUUGGGGCUGUAAUGCAUUUGGAUUAUAUUCCUCGUCUGAUGUGGCAAGGGCAGAUAAAAGGCAGCAAAAACUGGUCCAUAGCCCCAGUACCUGAAUGUGAACAUGUGUGUCAUAAAUUUGAAUAUUACGUUGAGCCAGGUGAUGUUGUGCUGUUGGAUACAAGAGUGUGGUAUCACGCAACUAGUAUACCAAAGGGGCAGUUUUCUGUCACAUUGCAGUCUGAAUAUGCUUAGAUUAAGAGUACAAAGUAUUAUGCUGUAAA